AUGCUUCGAUGUCUCGGGCACGCGGACGUUCACGACAUCAUUUUUGGCUCAAAUGUGGCCAAUGUCGAUACCACCGAUGAUCAAACUUUCGACGUACAGAAAGUGCGGUUGGCGAUUCGUUUGGCGGAUGCGAAGAUUACUGAGGUUCUUGAGCGGUUUCUUCCAGUUGUUGUCGUGACUGUUGAGCCCUUGUGUCGUACUAAUUGGCUGAGGUUGAGCAAACUCAUUCUGCAAGAGCUGAGGAGAUACACUAAGAUGUUCUUGGAGGUUGAGUUCCAUCCUGUCUAUCAGGAGGAUCAGGCGAAGCAGGAGGGGAAUUGA
Penicillium brasilianum is the source of this 321-nucleotide messenger RNA. NCBI's taxonomy places the organism in Eukaryota, Fungi, Ascomycota, Eurotiomycetes, Eurotiales, Aspergillaceae. The record is from the annotation of a GenBank genome assembly.